UCCUAGUCUUAAUGCGUUAAAUCUAAAAUUAAAAAUGGAAACAAGCGUAGCAGAAUCGUUCAGAAAUGGGAUAGUUUUAAUCACGGGAAGUACUGGAUUUUUGGGGAAAAUUCUCACUGAAAAGUUACUCAGAUCUUGUCCUGUCAAAAACGUCGUGGUGCUUGUCAGAAGUAAAAAAGAACUGAAUGCUAGUCAGAGGGUUGCAAAAAUAUACAAACAAGCAUUAUUUGAUCGAAUUCGUCAUGAAAAACCAGAUUUUACAAAAUCUAUUAAAGUAAUUGAAGGAAAUUUAGAGGAAUCAUCAUUGGGAUUAUCGUUAAAUGAUCUUGAGUGGAUGAUAGAAAAUGUUAAUUUUGUUUUUCAUUGUGCAGCAACGAUUAAAUUCAAUGAAUCUCUUGAUAUGGCCUCAAAAAUAAAUGUCCAAGGCACCGAAAAUUUGUUGGCACUAGCGUCAAAAAUGAAAAAUCUUAAGGGUUUUGUGCACGUGUCGACCGCUUAUUCGCACUGUCCGAGGAAUGAAAUCAAAGAAGAAUACUAUAACGUUCCGGUCACUGCAACGGAGUUGAAAAAUAUGUUGGUUGACAACGUACCAACUUCUAGCAUUAUAGAGGAUUGGCCAAAUACGUACACUUUUACGAAAGCAGUCACGGAAAACGUAAUAUUAACAAAUAAAAAUUGCUUGCCCGUAUCAAUAUUUCGUCCUUCGAUCAUCGGAUGUACGAAAUCGGAACCGGAACCCGGGUGGUUAGAAAACAUGAACGGACCGACCGGUCUGAUUGCCGGGGUCAUGGUUGGAUUUUUAAGGACGGUGCCAAACAUCGGAAACAAUAUAACAGAUCUUAUCCCUGCCGAUUACACCGUCAACGCGUUGAUUUCCGUCAUGUGGGAUACAGUUAACAGACAUAAACAGUUGAAUGGUGUACCUCCCGAGGCACCGAAAAUAUAUAAUUACGUUUCUUGCGUCGAAAGCCCUUUGACGUGGGAUAAAUAUAUCAAAGAAAUGCACGCUCAAUAUUAUAUUGCUCCACCUUUGCAAUCGAUGUGGUACGGUUUUUAUAUUUUCUAUACGAAUUUAAUUGUCGGAAGUAUUUUGAGAUUUUUCUUACACCGAAUACCAGCCGCUUUUAUGGAUUUGAUAUUGAUUUUGACCGGUAAAUCUCCUAAAAUGUUAAGAAUAUAUUCAAAAUCAGAAAAUAUGAUCGAUUUACUCUACGAGUUUUCUAUAAGACAAUGGCUAUUUGAUAAUAGAAAUACUAGAGAAUUGUGGUCGUCGCUAAGUGAAGACGACCAAAAUACAUUCCGGUUCAGUUUAAAAGCAUUUGACUGGAGUUCGUAUAUAGAAAGCUAUUAUCACGGUAUUAGGAAACACAUACUUCAUGAAGAUUUAAGCAACGUUGAUAGGGCGUUAUCAAAAAAUAAAAAGUUAUUGAGGCUGCAUCAGUUCUGUAUUGUUCUAAUUAUGUAUCUAGUAUUCCAUUUGUGUUGGAUGUUUAUAAAAUACUUGUUCUGAACGAAUUAUCACUAUUACAUAUUUGUUUAAUAUUGUACGUACCUUAAAUUUAUAUUAUAAGAAUAUUAAUUAUUUUUUAUGAAACCUAAGUAGUAUGUCGAGUUACUAAUGUGGGUAUUGUAUUUUAUAAUUUUGAU
Molecule: messenger RNA, 1647 nt
Organism: Rhopalosiphum maidis (corn leaf aphid)
Lineage: Eukaryota; Metazoa; Arthropoda; Insecta; Hemiptera; Aphididae
Product: fatty acyl-CoA reductase wat-like
Exons: 8
Coding region: 35-1510 (491 amino acids)
Biological process (GO): long-chain fatty-acyl-CoA metabolic process
Cellular component (GO): peroxisome
Molecular function (GO): alcohol-forming very long-chain fatty acyl-CoA reductase (NADP+) activity
Source: RefSeq, a predicted model, not a curated record